AUGUGCUUUAUAAGUCCCGCCUCGUGCACUCUUUGCGAACACAGUUCGCGAGACAAACAGCAGACUACACUUACAGAAAUGGCAGAAGAAGCUCCAGCAGCGGCCCCGGCUAAAGCCGCACCAAAAGCCCCGAAGAAGAAGAGCACUCCCCGGCCCAAGAAGGACGGACCCAGCCUCAGUAAGCUGAUCAUCGGUGCUGUGGCGGAGUCUAAGGAGCGGAAAGGGUUGUCGGUGGCGGCGCUCAAAAAGCUUCUGGCGGCCAAAGGCGUCGAUGUCGUAAAGGCUAACAAACGCAUUAACACUACAGUCACUAAGCUGGUGACUAAAGGCACUCUGACCCAGACUAAAGGGACAGGGGCGUCCGGCUCCUUCAAGCUCGCCAAGGAGACCAAACCCACCAAGCCGGCUAAGAAAGUAGCGAAGAAGAAAGUCGCAGUUAAAGCCAAGAAGCCCGCAGCGGCAAAGAAACCUGCAGCUGCCAAGAAACCCGCAGCGGCAAAGAAGACUGCAGCGAAGAAGCCCGCAGCUAAGAAAUCCCCCAAGAAGGCACCGGCCAAGAAAGCUGCUGCUGCCAAAAAGGUCACGAAGAAGACUCCUAAAAAGACCCCCGCCAAGAAGGUCAAGGCAGUGAAGAAGACUCCUGUCAAGAAAGCUCCGGCAAAGAAGAGUGCAGCAGCCAAGAAGUCCAAGAAGUGAAGCAGCUGUUGUUCAUUCAGCACUCAAAGCACCAAAAGGCUCUUUUAAGAGCCACCACAUCUGCUAAAGUGCAUCUCCUGCUCAUACAUCAUACUGUUCAUAUAAUAACUACCACUUAGAAUCUAGUAAAUGAUCAUUUAACGAUAGAAUUUAUCAGUAAUAUAACGUACAUCCUACAAGCCUUGUUUACUUUUGAUACUUUGUGCAUUUAACUGCCACUUUCUGAUUUUUGUUUUUGUGAUACAUUUGCAGGAAUUUACAAAUGUUUUCUUCCGUGAAGAUCUGCAGAUCUUAGCCUGUAUACUAGAAUAUAAUAGUAAUGAUGUUUUUUUUUAAAGUGUUUAACAUUGUCUGCACAUUUAUAGACAAAACACACCAAAGCACAUAUAAAUAAUCAAUACAUCUCUACAUGAAAGCGUUAAAACGAACACAAUGAUGCCAACAGACCAUGAGUGCUAAAAGAUGAGAACCAGCAUUAACUAUAUCACAUAUUAAUACAUUUUAAUUCUCACUGUCCACCUGUGCUAUACAGCUGCUUAUCUUUAGGGUGAAAAGUGCAGAGAACAGAAAAUAUUGGACACAAAUGAGGAUAUUGUUUGUCUUUUGACACCAGACGCUGCA
Thunnus maccoyii (southern bluefin tuna) is the source of this 1317-nucleotide messenger RNA. Its product is annotated as histone H1-like. The coding region runs from base 1 to 696 and encodes 231 amino acids. The transcript has a single exon. The record is from RefSeq and is a predicted model, not a curated record. Gene Ontology annotation, molecular function: structural constituent of chromatin; DNA binding. Lineage: Eukaryota; Metazoa; Chordata; Actinopteri; Scombriformes; Scombridae. Gene Ontology annotation, biological process: nucleosome assembly. Gene Ontology annotation, cellular component: nucleosome.